Molecule: messenger RNA, 567 nt
Organism: Cylicocyclus nassatus
Lineage: Eukaryota; Metazoa; Nematoda; Chromadorea; Rhabditida; Strongylidae
Source: the annotation of a GenBank genome assembly
AUGUGGACCUUCCAGAAUGGUCAUGGUGUCGUCAAGCCGGAAGCGGUUGUUAAGCAAGAACUGCCAAACGAGAUCUAUUCCAGUGUGGAGGAGGAUAGCAGCGACAGCAGUUCUGAAUCUGAAGAGGAAUAUUUGGAAGAAAUGACCAAUGAUGUGGAUCAUGACUGGAGAAGAAAACCGCAUUGGGUUGGACCGCUAACAGACAAAAUGAAGAAGAUUGGUCGCACGGAAAAAGAGCGCUGGAAUGGAUCUGAAGUUGGAAAAAAUGUUAAUAAGAAAGCACAGAGGCUCAAAGAAAAGGUCGAAGCAGAGAAAAAACGUUUUUACAAAUCUAAAUACGGAAAGAGGGCUCAAAAGACAAGAGAUAAGCUCAUAAAAGAAGCUCGAAAGGCAAAAUAUCAGUUCGAAGAAUCGGAGUUCGGAAAUAAAGCUAUGAAAGCAAAAGAUGCAGCCAAAAGCAAGGCUCUUGAGAAAAUGCAGGAAUUAAAGGAAAAAAACUUUUUAAAAGGUGCAGUAAAGCUUCCAAACGAAGUAAGAAUGAGUGAGGAAGUAUGCUUUUUGUGGUGA